This is a messenger RNA of Lytechinus variegatus (green sea urchin), 4358 nucleotides long. RefSeq names its product minor histocompatibility antigen H13-like (gene hm13). Bases 41 to 1174 code for a protein of 377 amino acids. The record is from RefSeq and is a predicted model, not a curated record. Gene Ontology annotation, biological process: membrane protein proteolysis. Gene Ontology annotation, molecular function: aspartic endopeptidase activity, intramembrane cleaving. NCBI's taxonomy places the organism in Eukaryota, Metazoa, Echinodermata, Echinoidea, Temnopleuroida, Toxopneustidae. Gene Ontology annotation, cellular component: membrane; lumenal side of endoplasmic reticulum membrane; cytoplasmic side of endoplasmic reticulum membrane. The transcript is spliced from 9 exons.
GUACAUUCCUAAAUCAACACGUCUUCAUUCAUUUCUAAUCAUGGCGGAGGAAGUAGCAGAAACAAUUUCGGCCACCAUUAAUGCAACUUUAAACGAAACAGCUGGCAAUGAAACAGCUAGAAUUCCAGCAACUCCAGAAGGCAUGGCGCUGGCCUAUGGCAGCCUGGUCGUCAUGGCGAUAAUUCCGAUAUUUUUUGGUGCAUUUCGGUCAGUCAGAUUCCAGAAAGAACAGCGGGAGAAUGGAGACACCCCAGAGAUCAUGUCUGACAAGGAUGCGGCAAUGUUCCCCAUCAUUGCCAGUGCCACUCUCUUCGGGAUAUACAUCGUGUUCCAGAUCUUCUCAAAGGAGUACAUCAAUCUACUUCUGACUGUUUAUUUCUUUUUCUUGGGAGUGCUUGCUCUUGCACAUAUUAUCAGUCCAGUAGUGAGGAAGUUGAUACCAGACUCCAUGCCCAACGAUCCCUAUCAUCUUCUAUUUGUCAGAGGAAAGGACGAUAAACAAGAAGAAUUGAUGAACUAUGAGUUUGACAAUAAAGAUUUGGUCUGCCUUGGUGUGGGGGCGGUAUUUGGUGUUUGGUAUCUCUUGAAAAAACACUGGAUAGCUAACAACAUAUUUGGACUAGCGUUUGCGUUGAAUGGCGUGGAAUUUCUUCAGCUAAAUACAAUCAUGACGGGUAUUAUAUUAUUAGGAGGGCUCUUCGUCUAUGAUAUCUUCUGGGUGUUUGCUACUAAUGUCAUGGUAACUGUUGCCAAGUCUUUUGAGGCUCCCAUCAAAUUGGUCUUCCCACAAGACAUACUAGAGAAGGGGCUAGAGGCAAAUAACUUUGCCAUGCUGGGUCUGGGGGAUAUUGUCAUUCCAGGAAUCUUUAUUGCUCUGCUGCUUCGCUUCGAUGUCAGCCGGAGAAAAGACUCCCGUGUGUACUUCAACUCUGGUCUAACUGCCUAUCUGUUAGGUCUGAUGGCUACGAUAGCCGUUAUGCAUUGCUUCAAGCAUGCCCAACCAGCACUUCUAUACCUUGUACCUGCCUGUAUCGGCUUGCCUCUCUUCGUAGCUCUUAUCAAAGGGGACAUCAAGGCCAUCUUCAAGUAUGAGGACAAUCCUGCUCCAAAGGAAAGCGAAGCAUCAAAAGAAAAAGAGGGAAGCAAAGCCACAGAGGCAAAGAAGUCCAAAUGAGAAGCUCUUGCCUCCGACAGAAAUACGCAACGCCAGAGUCCGGACUUCGCAUUUCCGGAACUUGUCCCACGAAAGUCCCUCUUCGUCGAUGUUAGCGGGUUUUAGUCUUCUCUCUUCACCUUUCAUUUUUUUUCAAAUUCUUCACAACUUCUGCAACUAUUUAUGGAGUGAACUAUAUGGGUCGUAUUGCCUUAUUUGCAUAGAUCUUGCGUGCACAACCCCUUUUUCAUGUUUUGUUUAUAAAUUCAACCCAUUUGUUACUAAAAGCAUAUGAUCAUGUCUUCAAGUUGAACAGGAUUCUGUGUUUGCUGGAAACCAUUGUCGUUUAAUUUUGUUUGAAAUUUGGGCAAUCCCAAUAAAGUAUGUUUACCAAAGCCCUUAGUUAUAGAACUUAAUAAUACUAAUAAUAAUAGCCAAUUUUUAUAAAGCACUUUUCCAGAAUGGCCCAAAGUGCGUUACAGCAUAUCAUUACCCCGGUCAAUCACGAAAAGUGCACAAUUUCCACUCCCUGGGAGCAUUCCUUGCAUUCAUCGCAGCCACAUUAUGGCGCUGGCACAAUCAAACAUACAAUAUCUUUCGCAUCCUACCGGGUACCCAUUUAGCACCUGGGUCGAGAGUGGCAAAGUGUGGAUUAACGCCUUGCCAAAGGACGCUAGACCGCGGUGGGAUUCGAACACACGACCCUCUGUUUACAAGGCGAGAGUCAGAACCACUACACCACGGCUCUUACCAAAAAUCGUUUGUCUAUGUAGGUGAUAAUAUUACUUUUACAAAUUUGAAUAGCAUUUUUGGUCAUAGGAGAAAAGUUUCAACUAAGUAAAUGUACAGUCCUUUGUAAAAAUAUGCUAUACCUAAGACUUUAUGCAUAGCAGUCUUUCGAAAAUGUGGAGCAAAUUGCGAUGCGAUGUCCAGGAUAAUUAUUACCUGCUUCGUAUCUUUUUUAGUUCCUAGGGAAUGUUGGAAUGCUCUUAAACUGUCAUGGCUUUUGCAGUUCUUGAAGUAAAGAAAGGAUGGAGACAAAUGGGGGUCAGAAAAAAAGACUGUUUUAUUGGAAUUGCCCAUGUGUUAUCAGAGGCUCGGCACCACAUAAUCAUUUCUGUCUCUUUCCCUUUUUCAUUUCAGUCUUGUGUAAUAGAUGGAUCGUUUUCAUUUACUGAUUUUUUUGUUACUGAAAAUCAAACACUGGUUCUGUAUAACUUAACUAAAAAUGACCUUGGUAGGGGAAUUGUGGAUAAUCGAUAACAGGAAGGGAGGGGUUUUUAGUUGAAAUAUGUUCAAACUUUUAGUAUCUUCGUCAACACAUCUCUUUUCCCUAGUGCAGUAUCUUUAUGUUGUAAAAGCUAUCAUCGUACAUCCAGGGCCCUAUUACAAAAACCUUUGUGAUUGAUUAUCUGGCUGAUUUUCUUCAUCAACUUUACAUGAUGAUAUUUGCAGUCAGUCUUACCAAAUCAGACGUACAAUCAAUUGUGAAGCUCUUUGUUACAGACCCCUAGGUGUUUACUUGGUGACAAAUGUGAAAGCAAACAUUCCAUAAUAAUUGAGCAUUAAUUUCCAAUUGAGUAUUAAAAGAAACACUGCAUUUCUAUGACCAUCCUAACUCUCCCCUCCUGCCAACACACUGUGAGGUUUUCGAUGAAAUUUAUGAGGUAUAAAUUGAUUUUGGGAGUUUUACAGCAUCUGCUCUGCUUUUACAAUCAAAAUCUUAAAUGAGCUGACUACACAAAGUAUUUUCUUAUUUUGUUAUGUGAAACCAUUGGUUCUGACCACAAAUUUAAAACCACCUGUGUGAAUAGAGUGUUGAAGUGGGACGUCAUCAAUUUUCCCUUUUUGUCCGCUUUAUUGAUACCAUAUUAUUUUGGCAGAGCAUGAUGAAAUACCUCCACUACACAAAUUUGGUGGGAAUCGGUCCAUAGGGGCCUGAGAUAUGACCUCAUGAAUACAUAAUUAGCCCCAUUGAAGUCAGUGUAUUAUUGGCCUGGUUCCCGACAUUUAGAUCCAGGCCAAUAAUUUAGUGGGGCUAAUGAUGUAUUCCUGAGGUCAUAUUUAAGGCCCCCAUGGACCUAUUCACACCAAAUUUGGGUUAUGAAGGUAUUUCAUCCUGCCGUGCCGAGGUUGAGACAACUUAAAAAGCAAAUCUCACAGGUAAAUUAAAGAGUUUCAAUAUCAAAUGUCACUUCUACCCAAUUGAUUAUGUACGAAUUGUUAUUUUCAUGUGAUUGAUGUGUCUUACAAAAAAAAAAAAAUUGAGAUCAAAAUAACCAGUGAGCCCAGCUAACUCAACCCUAGACCAAAAGCUUUGAUCUCUGUUACAAUGGUUGUACCGCUGAACUCUGUUGGCUCCACUCACCAAUUACAGAAAAAGAGUUUUAAAAAUGUUUAAAAAUCUCCUCGAAACAGAAGGGUGUCAGCUGACUAACUCGACCCUUGCGACAAUAAAAGUCAUGUGUAAUUAUUGCUGGUUUUUGUCAGAUGAGUCGUCAUCGACAAAUUUGCCGUGAGCCAAUCAGAUGCUAGGACUUCGGUAGCUUAUAACAAAUAAUCUGUGAAAAAAAAUUACCGUUACAUGAAAUACUCCUCACACGACACUCAUGCGAUAUGCCAAUCAAUGAGAUUGUGCAAUACUUAUUUGAAGAGUGUCUGCAAUUACGCAUGACAUUCAAGUCCUCUUUGUGAAACCUCCCCCAUGAAGUGAAACCUUCCCCCCUCCCAUUUAGUGUUGGUGGUUGGGGAAGUGAUUUUAGUAAGUUAUUAAUUUUCUUUAUUGUAUUUACCCAAGAAGAUAGCAUGUCUUUAAUUUGGCCUGAUGGGAUACAGAAUUUAAAGAACCAGUGGUUUAAAUGAUUUUUGUGUUUUGGCAGAUAAGUUUAUGCACAUCAUGCGGUCACAAUUUUAAUGGAUUCAUGGUAAAUUUGUAUAUUUAUUGUCGUACGGUAGGUUUUUAAUUCAUUUUUGUUUCCUUACAAUGGGUUUUAACCAGAAAUGAUUGCAUUACGAUUGAUUUUGGUUUUUAUGUUGCAUUCUGUCACUUCUGAAUUUUAUGGUGCCUCAAACUCACAAAUUCCAUCUGUUUUACUAUGAAUAAUUUCAUUUGUGUUUUGCUUGAAUGUUGGAUAACAAAUAUUUAUUAUGGUAAAACUUAUUCUUGUCUAAAGCAUGUCAGAUAAAACAAAGAAAGUCUCAAGCA